Molecule: messenger RNA, 3050 nt
Organism: Mobula hypostoma (lesser devil ray)
Lineage: Eukaryota; Metazoa; Chordata; Chondrichthyes; Myliobatiformes; Myliobatidae
Gene: trdmt1
Product: tRNA aspartic acid methyltransferase 1
Exons: 11
Coding region: 378-1796 (472 amino acids)
Cellular component (GO): nucleus
Molecular function (GO): methyltransferase activity
Source: RefSeq, a predicted model, not a curated record
CUCCAGUUUGAAGCGCAGGUCCGUGAUUUGUGGUUUUUAACGAUGCUCUUCCGCCCCAAUCUAUUGAUUAUGCUAACUAUUCACCCCUCUUCUUUCUUACAGAAAACGAAAUCGACUUUUUUUGCAAAGAUAGCAUACUUUGAUUAAUCCUUUUCCCCCUAAAAUGUUAACCUAAUUAGGGUUACAGCCAAAAUGUUCGGAGCGGUUGACAAUCCACAUUUUAGUCGAACGACUUCACAGAAGCACACUGCCUAUUGCUGGGAUGCUCUCUCGUUACAGCACUCCUUGACUUUAAUUCGGGAAGCAUUUAUACUUUUAAAAACGUUGAAUAUAACCCUAACCCUUUCUCUUCGUUGCAUCAAAAUAUUAUAUGCGGAAUGUCAUUUAUAUUACCAUGCUGGCAGAUAGCAAAAAAAAAGAGCUUUCGAAAAUCAAGAGGGCCGUGUGCCUUGUCCUGCACUCAGAGAGUACGCAACCGGUUUGAAGUUAGUUCAGCCGCAAAUUCCUGUCUCGGCCGCCCCACCCAACACCCUGCCACACCUCGAAGCAUCCCAUCGACACAAAAACCGCGGGAAGCGCGCAAACUACAUCCAUCCAACGUGGCACAGAAACCAAAGGACAUUCUCUGCGAAAAUAGCGAGGCAGUUGUCAGAAAUGUUAUAAUCCAGCAUCUUGAAAGUUGCAUUUUUGCUGAAGUUGUUGCUGCCGUUGACAUCAAUACUGUUGCUAAUGAAGUUUAUAAGCACAACUUUCCUAACACUUGCAUUUACCCCAAAACAAUUGAAGGUAUAACAUUAGCUGAGUUCAACAAAUUCGACUUUGAUAUGAUCUUGAUGAGUCCUCCUUGUCAGCCAUUCACAAGAUUAGGUGCACAGAAAGAUGUAUUGGAUUCCAGGAUCAAGAGCUUUUUGUACAUCCUUGAUUUAUUACCAAGCCUUAUAAAGCCUCCUAAAUAUAUUCUUCUUGAAAAUGUCAAAGGAUUUGAAACAUCUGUUGCAAGAGAUAAAUUGAUACAAACUCUGAAGAAUUGCGGAUAUUCAUACCAGGAAUUCCUACUCUCUCCAACCUUGCUGGGAAUACCAAACUCAAGACUACGAUAUUUUCUCCUUGCCAAGCUCCAGCCUGAUGCUUUUUGCUUCCAAACUUUCAGUCAGGUACUUGAACAAUUCCCGGACUGCGAUAGCGUGGAAAUGACAAGUUCUAGUUUUAGUCGGGUGUUAUCUGCUGAUGGUAGCAAAAAAGAGGAGAAUAACUCAAAUUGUUCUGCUAAUGAAAUCAUAAGCAAAGAAGAUGAGACUGUGCUUUACAAGUUAGAGACAUUAGGACAUAUGAAACGGAAACAAAGCCAGGACAAUAAUUCAUCAAUACAAAUGAUCCAAAAUUUCUUGGAGGAACAACUGGAAGACCCAAGCCCAUACUUCAUAUCUCCAAAGUCCUUAUUACGAUAUGCUUUGAUACUGGACAUUGUUGGACCAACUUGCAGAAGAUCAGUUUGCUUCACAAAAGGGUAUGGUUGUUACAUGGAAGGAACAGGUUCAGUGUUGAAGACUGCUUCAGAUGUAGAGCUUGCCUUAGUAUUCCUGUCAUUUGAGACAAUGUCAGAAGAUGAAAAAUUGACCCAGCUGGCAAAAUUGAAACUUCGAUAUUUCACCCCAAGAGAAAUAGCAAAUCUCCAUGGAUUUCCUCCAGAAUUCAGUUUCCCUGAGAAAAUUUCACUGAAACAAAGAUACCGCCUGCUGGGAAAUAGCCUCAAUAUCCAUGUGGUAGCCAAGCUUAUUAAAUUGAUGGUUGAUUGAUGCUGAAAACAGAAUUUUUAUGAUGUAUAGUAUAUAAAAAUGUAUGUUUAUUUUAGCCAGCAAGUAAUAGAUUAUAUGAAAGUGUUUCUCAAUAGUGUUCAUCAGAAGUAAUCAUUGAUUUCAUUAAGACUAAUUAAUUUAUUUGUGUAGAUGUCUUGGAACAUUUUUAUCAUUUGCUUCUCUUGCAUGUACAAGUGAAUCAUAGCUCAAUCUGAAUGACUUGCUGUAGUUUUUGACCUAUGCCUGUUGUCACCAUAUAUUGUAAUGAAAACUCAUUGAAAUAAUUCUUGAUGUACAUAUUAAGUGGUGCCUGUUUCUAAUAAAGACUUUUAAGAACUCUGUAAAUUUAUGAAUAUUUUUGGUCAUCAGAUUGCAACCUACUAUCAGAAAAAUAAAUGCCUCAGUAAUGACAGGAGGACAUCAACACAAAAUGUAAACUCUGUUUCUCCCUCCACACAUGCUGCCUGUCCUGCUGAGUAUUUUGAGCAUUUGUUUUUACUUUAGAUUUAAAGUAUCAGCAGAUUUUUUGCUUUUCAUGCCCAGUUUUUUGUUAUGUCUGUCGUUUAGAUAAAUUAGACAUUUGAUAUCCUCCUACGGCUAUCAAAGUUGUCAAAUUUUGUUACUUUAUUUUAACAUGAAAUUUUAACAUGAUCACAGGCUAAAGGAAAUGUUCUGUGAAGUCAUUGUGACCUUCAAUGGUAGAAAUUGCAGCAAUCAAGCUGUUAAGUUGCCUUUUUAUGAAAUUAUAAGCACAAGCAUUGCACUCUUAACAUGAUUUAGUCCUUUCAGUCUAAACAAUAUCUGACAAUUAAAUAGGAAACUUUCAUUUGAUCAUAUUGGAAAUUUGUGUACAUUUGGAUGUGCGUCCUUCCAUUCACUUUUCCUAAAAUAAAGUGAAAGAGCUGUUUUGCCAUUGUCUAUGUAAUAUAUAUAAACUAAGACAUGUACCUUCCUCUGUUCUUCUAACAUUUAUGUUUAAUAUUUAUCUGGAAAAAGUUAGAAGAGUUCAGAAUCUUUAUUAAAGGGAAGUCCUGCAUUUUGAUAUGGGUGUGUCAAAAUUCUGUUGAAUGGAGUUGCACUACACGUGUAUAGUGUAUGGUUAAGCCACAAUCGCAUACAGUAUUCACUUCUGAAAUCACACUGUAAGAAAGAAUGAUUUCAGUUAAUGGAGUAUCAGAAGCCGAGGUCAGUCAAUAUCCAUCAUUAUAUGGAAAGUUUAGUAUACACUGGAGGACAAAUUAACACCCCAUUAUU